Molecule: messenger RNA, 2309 nt
Organism: Puntigrus tetrazona (Sumatra barb)
Lineage: Eukaryota; Metazoa; Chordata; Actinopteri; Cypriniformes; Cyprinidae
Gene: slc47a3
Product: solute carrier family 47 member 3
Exons: 17
Coding region: 146-1783 (545 amino acids)
Biological process (GO): xenobiotic detoxification by transmembrane export across the plasma membrane
Cellular component (GO): membrane
Molecular function (GO): antiporter activity; xenobiotic transmembrane transporter activity
Source: RefSeq, a predicted model, not a curated record
CUGUGUGACUCAUUUAUUGUGACAAAAGAAGUAAUCUCUGGAACUUUAGAACUACAAAGAUAAGGACAGCUUCCUAAAGACACGUGUUCCAGACGCUGUUAAUCAGACAUAGCUUUAUAUUUAAUAUAUUAAACCAUUCGUCAGGAUGAACGAAGCAGAAAACCCACCCAGAUGUCAGUGGUGCUUGAGAUGUUUUAGAGGUUUUUUACCUGAGCACUUCACAAGAGAAAUUGUAAAGUUGUGGUCUCUAGCUCUGCCUGUGUUUUUGUCCUAUCUUUUCGACUAUUUAAUAAUAUUUGUAAGCACCGUGUUCUGUGGGCAUCUGGGAAAGGUAGAGCUCGAUGGCGUGACUCUUGCCACAGCUGCCAUCAGUGUUAUGGGUAUUGGUAUUGGUUAUGGCCUGUCCUCAGCAUGUGACACACUUAUUUCACAGGCUUUUGGAGCUGGCAACUUGCAUCUAGUUGGUGUUAUAACUCAGAAAGCAAUUUUAAUUCUGCUGCUCGCAUGUUUGCCAUGCUGUGCUUUUCUUAUCAAUACAGAAUCAAUUUUACUGCUCGUAGGGCAAAGCCCAGAGGUUGCCAGAGUAUCUCAGCUGUAUGUGAACAUUUUUUUGCCCAGUCUUCCGGCUGCUUUUGUGUUCAUUAUUGAAGCAAAAUAUCUACAGAAUCAGGGAGUUAUUUGGCCUCUGGUCAUUACCGGAGUAGUGGCAAAUCUCCUAAAUGCUUUAAUCAACUAUAUCUUCCUCUUUGUCCUGGACAUGGGUGUUCCUGGAUCGGCAGCUGCUAAUACGAUCUCACAGUACAGCUUGGCAAUCAUAUUGUUUAUCUACAUCCGAUGCAUGGGUCUUUAUAAGGACACUUGGCCUGGUUGGUCGAUGGACUGUUUGCAGGAGUGGGGCUCAUUCAUCCGUCUGGCCGUUCCAAGCAUGCUCAUGAUGUGUGCAGAGUGGUGGACUUAUGAGAUCGGAGGACUGCUGUCAGGUCUGAUAAGCGAGGUGGAGCUCGGAGCUCAGUCAGUCGUGUAUGGACUGGCAAAUAUUGCAUAUAUGUUCCCUAUAGGGUUCAGUGUGGCUGGCAAUGUGAGGGUGGGCAAUGCCAUGGGUGCAGGAGAUGUUGCUCAAGCCAAACUCUCAGCCAAACUCUCUAUAUUGUGUGCAGUCUCUGUUUCAGUGGUUUUGGCAACUGUCAUUGGAUCUUCAAGGAAUGUAAUUGCUUAUAUUUUCACAAAUGACAAAGACAUCACAAUGAGGGUUGCCACGGUAAUGGUUUUAUUCGCUCCUUUCCAUCUUCUUGAUGCCACAGCGGCAGCAGGUGGCAGUAUAGUGAAAGGUCUGGGCAAGCAGAAGAUUGGGGCAGUCUGCAACCUUGUUGGAUAUUAUGCUGUUGGCUUUCCUAUUGGAAUAUCCCUAAUGUUUGCUGCGAAAUGGGGAAUUUUUGGUCUGUGGACUGGCCUGUUAAUUUCCGUCUUCCUUCAGUCAGUGUUCCUCAUUACCCUUCUUUUGAAAACGAACUGGAAGAAAGCCUCUGAAGAGGCCCAGAUCAGGGCUGGUGUACGGAUGAGAGGGACAGAUGAUGGUGAGGACGGUGGACAUAUUGAGGGGUGUGAUGCGAAUACUGCCACGAAUAUGGAUGGGUUAGUAAAUGAGGAGACCGAAGAACUUGUUGCUACGGUGAGGGUGCAGCUUCCACUGAGUGUGCUGGUGCUGCGUCGCGGCCUGGCUCUGGCAGCUAUGCUAGUGCUCCUAGCAGCUGGACUCUCAGUUAAGUUCUUUCUAAAGAAAUGAUGUUUUAACAGCUGAAAGACUGAGGUACUGAGGUUAAAACUUCACAUACACAUUCCGGGGAAAUCAGAGACUUAUUUUACAUCUUGUGAAAAGGGUCAUAAUAGGUCCCCCUUAAGAGUGUCUUAUGUUAGACAGUGCAUUGUGUUAGGCUGCAGCCCAAAAGCAACCAGUGCAACAUGUCUAUUAAGUUCACUUUGUGCUGUAUCUGCAAGGCAGACGAGGCCCGUCAGGCACAAAGCAGGGCAGCUUUCUGGGAUUUCGAGGCAUAAAUAUCAAGGCACUUUGUUUUGUUUACAUAUACAUUGGGUAUGUCAUUUUGUACGAAUGCAUUAAUAUAUCUAUUUAUAUAAAUAUAUUUAUUAAUAUGUCAUUACCUCUGUUAAACAAAAACAACCUGUACAAUCCCAAGUCCGGCAUAUAAGGCUAUACUCUCAUUCCCACAUGCUCUCACAUCUUUAUCAUGAAGUUGUAUUUAAAAAAUGCAAAUGAAUUGCACACCGUCAAAUUAAAAGUCAGUAUCAAUAUU